Molecule: messenger RNA, 1816 nt
Organism: Populus nigra (black poplar)
Lineage: Eukaryota; Viridiplantae; Streptophyta; Magnoliopsida; Malpighiales; Salicaceae
Product: protein BIG GRAIN 1-like B
Exons: 1
Coding region: 375-1736 (453 amino acids)
Biological process (GO): auxin-activated signaling pathway
Source: RefSeq, a predicted model, not a curated record
GAGAGCACAGACUCUCUAAAACCACUUCUCCCUCCUUCAGAGGCGUGGCUUUUGGCUUUCAUUACUCUCUCUCUCUCUAUAAGCCAUCAAGCAUACCACAAUGAAUAUGUCUGCUUCUUUGCUUGUCUUUUAUAUUUCACAUAGUGAGAGAGAGAGAGCAGGAGGACCAGAGUUCCAGUCUGUUAUGUCUUAGUUUUCUCUUUCACGUAAUCAUCCUGGCUUCCAUUAACCUCUCCUUCGCUUUAUUUACCUCUCUCCCAGCUUUUAGUACUAUUUGAAGCAGACAACAAAGAGCAAACAAUAUCAUUCAAUUUGAUACUAUUUCUUGCGUAGUACUACUGUACUUCAAGCAACAAUCUCUAUAAAGAGAGAAUAUGGAUAGAUGGGAGAAACCUCUAAGAGAUGAUAGGUAUAGACACCAAAGGGAGAGCCCAUCUUUCUCCUCUACUCUUCUUGAUGCUAUCUACCGUUCCAUAGAUGAAAAUGGAAGUGGUAAAGGAGAGGAGCAGCAGCUGAUUUACUACAGAGAAACCAUGAGAAAGAAGCAUGAGAAUAAUGGUAUUAAAGAUGGAGAAAUGACAAGUUUGCAAAGAGCAUGCAUGAUAGACAAGUGGAUGGAGAAGAAGGUUAGCUAUGAGAAGGUUGCUGUAAGGCGAAAAUCCAUGGCGGAUUUCGAGAAUAAAUCUCGAAAAGAUGUAGAUUCUGUGCUGUUAAAUUCAAGCUCGACUUCCUCAGAAUCUAGCUGUGGUGGUGGUUUUUCAUCAUCAGAAUCUGAAUCAAUUUAUGGUGUCAACUCAUCAAGAUCAUCAACAACAAGUUACACCAUGCAAAGGCCUAAGCCUAUCAGAACUAGCAUUUCUGCUAGGCCAGAGAAAUACCAAAGACGUGAAGAUCAUCAUCAAAUUGAUAUGUAUCAUAAUCAUGAGAGAAAUUAUGCACCAAACCAGAAGGCAAAACAUGAAGGCAGUUUUGUCAAGACAAAAUCGAAGGCCUUAAAGAUUUAUGGUGAUCUCAAGAAGGUCAAACAGCCUAUAUCACCCGGCGGCCGGCUUGCAAGCUUUCUCAACUCUCUUUUCACUGCAGGCAAUGCAAAGAAGGCCAAGAUUUCGACUUCAGGAGGCAGGUAUGAGGAGAGGAAGUUAAAAUCUGAGCAAGCAUCUACAUGCUCUUCAGCUUCUUCAUUUUCAAGGUCUUGCUUGAGCAAAACACCUUCUUCAAGGGGAGGGAAAUUGAGCAGCAACAACGGAGCCAAAAGGUCAGUGAGGUUCUAUCCUGUUAGUGUGAUUGUUGACGAGGAUUGUAGGCCUUGUGGGCAUAAAAGUCUAUAUGGAAGUGAUUGUCAAGAAUUGAGUAGUACUCUAGUGGCAGCUACAGUUACAACAGACACAAGAAAUAAUGUUCCCACAAGUGGUGAAGAGCUGAAGUUCCAUGUAACGAAUGAAAAUCGCCGAAUCGAGGAAGUUGCAAGGAAUCUUUUAAAGAACUAUCAAAGGAAGAAGGAAGAGCAAUUCGAUCAUAUGAGCACCGAUCUUUGCAAUGACAAUAAUCAUGAAGUCAUGUCUAGUGAUGAGGAAGAGGAAGAAGAAUCUGAUGUAGCAAGCUGUGCAAGUUCUGAUUUGUUUGAAUUAGAUAAUCUUUCUGCUAUUGGAAUCGAGAGGUAUAGAGAAGAAUUGCCCGUGUAUGAAACAACUCAUCUCGGUACUAAUCGAGCCAUUGCUAAUGGUUUAAUCCUGUAAUUCAAAAGAAAAUAAGAAACUUUAUUAGUGAAUGGUGAGGGGUUUACAUCAAAGAAUAAGAUUUCUCUUCUUUAUCUUUA